Molecule: messenger RNA, 1344 nt
Organism: Chenopodium quinoa (quinoa)
Lineage: Eukaryota; Viridiplantae; Streptophyta; Magnoliopsida; Caryophyllales; Amaranthaceae
Product: coiled-coil domain-containing protein 94 homolog
Exons: 3
Coding region: 249-1112 (287 amino acids)
Biological process (GO): mRNA splicing, via spliceosome
Cellular component (GO): U2-type catalytic step 1 spliceosome
Source: RefSeq, a predicted model, not a curated record
CUUUAUCUACUACGUAUCUCUCUGAGUUUCGUGCCCAACACGUUUUCCUUUGAUAUUUCUAUCUUCCAGUUAACUAUUUAAGCAGCUAAGAUGUCAGGUUUCUUUUUAUAACCAUCAAAUUUCAAUUUCACAAAAAUCACAAUCUAGGUUUUAUAGUCAAACUUCAUCCUCAUUACACUCAAUUUAGGGUUCUUCUUAACUCGAUUAUUCAACUAUUGAUUGUAAUCAGCCUGAUUUGAUAAUCAAAUAUGGGAGAAAGGAAAGUGUUAAACAAGUAUUACCCGCCAAAUUUCGAUCCCAGUAAAAUUCCAAGACGAAGAAAACCGAAAAAUCAACAAAUGAAAGUUCGAACAAUGUUGCCAAUGAGUAUUCGCUGCAAUUUUUGUGGGAAUUACAUGUAUGCAGGCACUAAAUUCAAUGCCAGGAAGGAAGAUAUAGAAAAAACAUAUUUAGGGAUUAAAUGUUUUAGAUUCUAUUUCAAUUGUACGAAUUGCUCGGCCGAAAUUGUUAAGAAGACUGAUCCUCAGAACUCUGAUUAUGUAAUUGAGGCUGGUGCAACGCGGCUUUUCGAGCAUUGUCGAAUUCGAGAGGAUGUGGAGUCGGAAGACACAGGGGAUGUAAUGAAGGGGUUGGAGACUAGAAUGUUGGAGUCGAAACGAGAGAUGGAUUUGUUGGCAAGGGUUGAGGAGUUGAAGUCUGUGCAGGCGAGGCGUGGGGGAGUUAGUGUGGAUACAUUGCUGGAGGAGUUGAGGCGGAGGGGUGAGGAAAAGAUGGUGGAUGAAGAGGAUGAUGAGGCGCUUGUUAAAUCGAUGUUUGGUGCACGGUCUGAGAAGGAUGUGUAUGUGCUUCGGAUUGAUGAUGAUGAUGAUGACAGUGAUGAGAUUGCUGAUAAUGUCUGUGUGAAGAAACAGAAAGUUUCUGAAGUCGAUUCGAGUAAAUUUGUGACUUCAGAUGUUAAGCAACCUGUCUUGCAGUCUAAGGCUCCGGCAGUCAGAUUCAUGGUGACGAGGAAACGAGUUCAGAAAUCAGGCGGCGACAGUGAUGCUGUGAAGAAGGAAGAUACUGCCAGUGGACUUCAAUCUCUUUGUCACUAUGAUAGUGAAGACGAAUAAGCACACAGAACAUGAGCCUCUGGCUUCAGUACUCAGAUUCAUGGUGAUGAGGAACCAGCUCAGAAUUCAGACGGCGACAAAGACUCUGUGAAGAAUGAAGGGAUUGCCCCUUGUAGUGAAGAUGAAUGAGCAAACAGAACAUAAUAAGGAACAGCAAGGAUUUGAUCCCCAUCAUCAGUAAAAAGUAUCUUGUUAGAUGGAAGAGGCAAGUCGUUGAUGCCGAGGCUCUUAG